Tarenaya hassleriana is the source of this 2147-nucleotide messenger RNA. Its product is annotated as serine/threonine-protein kinase-like protein CCR4. Bases 371 to 1588 code for a protein of 405 amino acids. The record is from RefSeq and is a predicted model, not a curated record. NCBI's taxonomy places the organism in Eukaryota, Viridiplantae, Streptophyta, Magnoliopsida, Brassicales, Cleomaceae. The transcript is spliced from 7 exons. Gene Ontology annotation, biological process: protein phosphorylation. Gene Ontology annotation, molecular function: protein kinase activity; ATP binding.
UCUGUCUCUGAACUGUUCUUAGCUGUCUUGGGGCUUCUUAGCUUUCCUGCGAUUUGCUCGCAACCUGUUCGAUCCUUUGCCCAGCUCAACUUCUUCCUUUUUACAUUUCGACAAGCUUCAUAGUUGUCAAAGUUUGGAUUUUUCUUCAUGGGUAUCCGUGCCUGUACUGAAAUCUCGAUUCAAAAUAAUGAUAUCGCUUUUCAGUUACCGCAAAAGAUUCAGUGUUGACUAACCAACCCCUCAGUGUCCUCGUUAAGAACCCAGCUUUUCUACUUCGGUUUGAAAUUCUGGGCUCCAACCCAAUCGUUUAAGAUAAUCCACACAAAUUGUGCUAUGAAAUCCCCUCUUCAUGGAUCAUGUGAAUCAAUGAAUGCAUUUGGAAACCCGGUUCAGUUUACGGGUUUCUUCACGAACAAGUAAGUGGAAAACAGAGUUCCAGGACACAGAGGUCUUCCCAUGGAGUAGUUCUUGUUUAGAGAUGCGCUCCUUUUUCCGGUGGCAGCAGCUGCUGUUGCUGACCCUUGGUCAAGUUUCAUCAUCCAGUAAUGUUAAUUUCCAUGGCCUUGCUCAGAUUUCAUUUGUUCCUGAGAAUGGAAUGACCAGAGACAUCAGCUGUAAACUAGGAGAACUGAACACUGUGUCUCUCCAAAGGAGAGGAGAGAGUCCGGUUAUUGAGGGCAACGAUGUCCCGACUCUUACUCCUAUUCAAGAAACCGAUGCCGAGAAACCAAGAAAGCAGAGAUUUGCUGCAGUGAUUGGUGGAAUCGGAGCAGCUUUCCUUGUAUUUCUCAUCGUCGGGUUUAUAUACAUCUACUUGAUGUGUGUCGGAAGGAGGAGAUUCUUGAGGCAAACGACAUCCGAGACAGUUUCUUCUCCUCUUCCAUCUCCUCGUGAGAUGCAGGAGAAGAUCAAGAUUUCGUCAUGUGGUAGUACACAGAACCUGAGGAAGAUAACACUUCCGGAAUUGGAUCAAGCCACAAACUAUUUCAACCAGAAUAACAUGAUGGGUGAAGGGCUUUUCGGUUCAGUAUACAAAGGGUUACUUCAAGACGGAUCAAUCGUGGCUGUGAAAAGACGGAUACACAACCAGAAUCAGUCAUUCGUUCGCGAGUUGAAUCGCUUGGCUCAAGUUCAGCACAAGAAUCUUGUUAAGAUCUGUGGGUAUUACGAGGAUACCCAUCAGCAGAUUCUGAUCUCAGAUUACAUCCACAAUGGAGACGUUGGACGAUACCUAUAUGACAGUGAUGGCAUUCCCAAUGGAAGGUUAAACAUUCAGCAGAGAUUGCUCAUUGCCUUAGAUGCCGCCAAGGGGCUUGAACACUUGCAUGGUUUGGAUCCUCCACUGGUUCAUAUGCAUUUCAGAACGAGAAACGUUCUUCUUGACGAGAAUUUCACAGCAAAAGUUUCCGAUUAUGGAAUAUCUAGAUUGGUAUGCGAGGAUUCGCACCAAGCUGGACCUUCUUCGACAUCAACCGAUAGUUUCAUCGAUCCUCUGUUCGCAAUCUCUCCUUUGAGCCCGUUAAAGUCUCAAACUUUACAAAACCCAGAACUGAAAUCCAUCUUCCCCCAUUGCUUUUCUGUUUCUUGAAGGUCAAACGAUCAUCUUUCUCAGAGGAGUACGUAUACGGUUUCGGAGUAUUCUUACUUGAAUUAGUCAUGGGAAAGGAAGCAAACGAUAGAAACGGGUCAAACCCAGAUCAAAGAUUCGUGUUCCUGGUAAAACAACAUGAGCAGAAACAUCGUUGUAAUAUCCUCUGAAAUCAAAGCUCUUAGAAUUUACCAGAAGCUUCCAUUGUUUUCUUCUUGAAAGGCGAAGACUUGUGAGAGAUACAGAGAUAUAACUGAUCAAACUCUGGGAGAUGACGCGGCAGAAAUGGCGGAAGAGAUGAUGGAAUUGGCGUUGCAGUGUACGGAUGAUGACCAGAUAAGAAGACCGUUGAUGAGAAACGUUGCAAUGAAGCUCCAAGAGAUUCAGAAGCUGAGAUUCGGGAAACUGUACGAUGAAGAAGAGAUCGGUCCUGUCACACUUGGGAGUGAGCUCUUCACUUGAGAUUUCGUCUCAUUUCCCCUCUGUCCAUUAUGCUUCUAUAAAAGAAAUUUCUGUAAGUGGUAAUUUCAAAUUCAAAGAGUAUAUGAAUUAGCAGUGA